Messenger RNA from Culex pipiens pallens (northern house mosquito), 2465 nucleotides. RefSeq lists its product as uncharacterized. Gene Ontology annotation, cellular component: microtubule; centrosome; spindle pole. The transcript has 6 exons. The record is from RefSeq and is a predicted model, not a curated record. Lineage: Eukaryota; Metazoa; Arthropoda; Insecta; Diptera; Culicidae. Gene Ontology annotation, biological process: positive regulation of cytokinesis. The coding region runs from base 308 to 1807 and encodes 499 amino acids.
GGAAAGUGUUUUCCACCGGGCAGACAAUAACUGGAGAGGGGGGAGGUGAUAAAUCUAGGUUAAAAGUGAUACUCGGUGAAAACACAGCGUGGAAAAAAGUGGGUAAAAUCAAUAGCUGAGCAAGCGUCCGAUGGAUCCGUUCCUGGCCCAGGUUGGCCUUCUGGAGCAGAUUCAUAACCUAUCCGUCAACGACUGGCAGUAUCCGUACCUCUAUCCGAGCCCGUACUAUCCGUGGUCGGUGCUGGACGGCUACAGUCGCCACUACUGCAGCGGGCAUCGGUGCUGCUGUUGGUACUGCCGAUGGUAGAUGGGCACCUCGAACAACCCGCAGGAUCAUCCCCUGCUAUGGACGCAGCAGCUGAAGCGCUCCCAGGAACGUCGAAUUGCGGAGGCCGCCCAGCGUGACUGGCAGCACCGGAAGCAGAUCGAGCGGUCGGCACGUGCCAAAGAGCAAGCCCACUUUCCUCUCUUCCAGUACCGAGAAGUAAUGGAGCGCUACUCGCCGUGGGGCCGGAAGGGGGGCGGUGCCCCCAACGACUCGAUCCGGAUGCGGAACAUCCAGCUGCAGGGACUGUAUCCGGAGUCGAAAAAUCAAAAUCCCGUUUCGCACGCUCCCCGUGGCCGCCACGUGCGCCAUCAACUUCCGCCAUCCCCUCCGAAACCCCGCCAGGACCUGCGGAAUCCGGUCACGAUGAGUCGGCCGGCGAAGGGGGUGAGCGCGGGCGGAGGAGGAGCGCCACUGCGGAGUGCCUCGGGGCAGAUUGUGACGGGAUUCACGGACGACCCGAUCAUCAGCUUUAACGACGCCAACCGGUACCACGUGGACAACGAGUUGCGCUACAAGACGACCCCGGCCCAGAAGCAAACGUACAAGGCGGAACUGGACCGGAUCGUGGCCGAGAAGGAGAACCGGAACCGGAAGGCGAGGAGCUGUGAGGGGGAGGGAAAGGCGAAUGGUGGACCUUGGGGGAAACCUGGCCCGGGAGGUAAACCUUGGAGACCUCCGAAGAACGUUGGCCACAACUUUAUGAAAUCAAUGGGCUGGACCAACAAGGAAACCCUCCAGGACCUGGACAUCGACAUCGUAACGAAAAUGCAGCGCCAGCUCGAGGAAGAGAACAAGUACCUGAAAAAGUUCUCAAACUGCUGCUCGCGGUGCGUGUGCCAGUGCGUAAGCAAUAGUCUGGACCCCCCAACCGGUCCCGGCAGCGCCCAAAUGCCCCGCUCGAUUGUGAGCCCUCCGAAGGCGGCCUUCCUCACACCGCCAGCAACGGCUCCCAGCGGUGGCGGCGGAGGCGGAGGAGGAGGAGGGGGAGGUUACGAGCCGAAUCCUUCGACGGACAAAAUCACGGACCGGCGGGUUCCCCGUCUGUGCCAGCAAAGUCAGCAGACGACUCCGGGGCGGGCCCCGGUUGUCCGAAAGGGUGGAGCUCGUGCCGCUCCUCCGACCCGGAACUGCAUGAUAACGGGCGGGGUGGAACUGGUUCCGUUGCUGGCCAAACGGCGCUCCCAGCCGCGUCCGAUUAGCCUGGGGACCACCGACGUUACCAAGAUCGAUAAGUACAGCUCCAAUGGUAAAUUUUACGCCACCCACCCGAACGAGGAUCCCGCUUACCUGCACGAGCUUUGCAGCCAGAUGGACCAGAAGCAGCACCGGACGGAGAACUCGCGGGCGGCCGAGUUCGAAACGAGCCGGCAGCACUUUGAAACGUGGUCCACCUUCUGGGGCCGGCCCGGCCACGGGGCACCGCUUCCCAACAAGAACAAGCUUAACUUGGACAAUCUGCUUUACGCAGCACCACGGUAAAGCAGCAUUUGUGCCAUUUUGGUGCUUAGAAGGCCGAUUAGAAUGGGGCUUGCUUUCGACAGAAAACACAAUUUGCAGCAGAAAUUCAACAACGUUCAAGUUACCAAACAAAGUUUGUACAAACUUUUAACGCAAUUUUGUCCACUUGUCCAUGGCAAGUGGGAGCAAAGUUCACCCAAAGAGCACGCCAAGCAAAUGAUAUUCCAGUUAAGUUUCGAUUUAAAGGAAAAAUAUUUAAAAGUUACUCGAAAUGUAAUGUCAUUGUUGUAUCUAGUAGAUAGUUUAACAUAAUUUGUUAAUCGAAAUCAUCAAAUCAAAAUUGUAACCGUACUCUUACAUAUUGUCACAAACGUUUGAACAUUGUCGAAAUAUUGUCUAUAACAUUGUUGAAAAAAGAAUAAAAUGUAUCGUACACAUUUAAGUAUAUCUGUAACCACACGAGAAUUAAAUAGUAACAGUUAGUAGUUUGUUAAGAAAUAAAAUUGACAAGUUGUUUCGCAAGCGAGCAACAGUACUUAAAUAACGCUUCCUUAGAAAUAGGAGUUUACUCGAUUGACAUGAACAUGAACAUAUUAGGUUAUAAAUUAAACAUAUUAUCAUGCUUAUACGAAACUAAAGCUUAUCGUCAUAAAAAUAAAUCUAAAACGGGAACACAUAG